Molecule: messenger RNA, 909 nt
Organism: Funneliformis caledonium
Lineage: Eukaryota; Fungi; Glomeromycota; Glomeromycetes; Glomerales; Glomeraceae
Source: the annotation of a GenBank genome assembly
AUGAAUGUAACUAAAGAGAUUCAGCGAAUAAACUCUCGAGAAAUAGAAAGAAACAUUUCUGUUUCCGGUUCUUGGCACGCUCAAUAUAGAGAUUCUCCUUAUAUCUUUGUGGGAAAUAUACCUUUUGAUUUGACAGAAGGCGACAUUAUUACCAUUUUUUCUCAAUAUGGUGAAAUACUCGAUAUUCAAUUAGUUCGAAACAGAGAAACUGGUGAAUCUAAAGGCUUUGGUUUUUUAAGAUAUGAAGAUCAAAGAAGUACAAUUUUAGCAGUUGAUAAUUUAAAUAAUUUUACGCUUUUAGGUCGUACCCUACGAGUUGAUCACGCAAGUGCUGAAACGAAAGAUGGAGAAAAAAGAACAGGAAUGAAUGCCGCUCCUCCUUUAUUGCAAAGAGAUAAUGAUGAAUCUGGAUCGGAUAGCGAAGAUUCUGAAGAUAUAGAGAGCAAAGUGGAUCCGGAUGAUCCGAUGAGAGAGUUUAUUAUCAAGAAAUUAAAAAAAGAGAGAAAGAAAGCAAAGAAAAAGGCAAAAAAAGAAAAGAAAAAACGAAAAAGGAAUGAAGAUGAUGAGGUAGAAGCAAAAAGAAAUGUCACAAGGGAAAGAUCACGAUCAUGGUCUAGAGAAAGAAAUGUUACAAAGGAAAGAUCACGAUCAUGGUCUAGAGAAAGAAAUGUUACAAGGGAAAGAUCACGAUCAUGGUCUAGAUUUAAUAGUAGAGAUGACGUUCGUGGACGUGAAAAGAGGCGCGUCGAAAAUUAUACUCGGGAAAGAUCACGUUCGCGUUCACGUUCACGAGGACGUGAUUAUGACCGUAAUAGGCGUGUUGGAAGUGUAACUCGGUAUAAAUCCCGUUCGCGUUCGCGUUCUAGGUCCAGAAAUCAUGGUCGUGGUUCUGAACGGAGCUAUCGAUAA